AUGGAUUCUUCGAAUAAGCAAGCGACAAAAGUAUUCGCCACAUCACAUCUUCUCGAAAAUAUUUUGAGUCAUGUUGAAUUUGGAAUCAUGAGAAACCUUGGUUUUCGACUCGUAUCGAAGUCAUUCAACAAAGAGAUUCUUCGUCAAAUUCAGAAAAGCCACCGUAAAAUUAAAAUAGAGUAUAUUGGAAAAAUCUUCGGUGAUUUACGUCUGACUAUAACAGACCCACUGGUUGCUCAGAUAUUUGUCGCUCAUAAUAGAGACGUCCGUGUAUUUGUGAAUAAUGAUCAAUUCAAAUUAACUGAGAUCGACGGGUAUUUCAAGUUCAUCAAGAAGUUAGAAAUUGUAAAAAUCGAACAAAUAACAACGAAAAAUCUAUGGAGAUUGAAAGAAACCAUUCAAAAUAGUCUUCAUGAUGCAAUUGUAAAUACCCUGAUUGGAAAAGAUUAUAGUGAUAUUCAAUCUGUUAGAGGAUUGAGUGAUUUAUGUCAUGGGUGCUCCAGUUGUGUGAAUAUUUCAAGAAACUGUCAAGAGUAUGGAUCAUUGAAUUUAUCUUCAAUAAUUGGUACUGGUGAACAAUUCCAUUUCAAGUCGCUCACAUUAUCUGAUAGCAUUUUCGAAGGGAUUCAUGGACUCGCUCCAACUAGUUCAAAAGAAGAAUGUUUUAGACUUUUGAAUUGGUUCAUCACAUCGUUCAAGUCAUGUGACCAUCUUAUAAUUGAACUGUCAGAAAGUACAGUGCUAGUAAACGAAGAUAAUAUUAUUGGCAAUGAAGCCUUGAACGCACCCCUCGAUCAUCAACAUUCACCACGGGAAAUAGUGAAGAUGAUGAUAAACAAAUGGAAAGUGAAGUCAAUCGGGAUCAAGUUUAUCAAUGUAACUCGUAGUUUGAUUGUCAAGAACUUGGUAGAUCAGAAGAAUUUUUUCACAAAGUUAAAGUUGAACGCACCAAGGAGUUCCGUCAAUAAAUCGGAAUUGGAUCGAAAAUUGGAACGUGUUGAUGUGGAUUUGUCUGAUUCCUCUAAGUGUGCAACUGGCAUCACACAUGACAAUUCGGAUUGGAAUCACUACAAAAACUUGAUAGCCAACAUCAGAAACGAGUUCCCAACAAAUCAAAUAUCAAUUAAGUUUUCUCAUUGGAUGCAGAAAAAUCAAGUAGAUAUUCAAGAAGUUUUCAAUAAUAUUCUGAAAACUGUUUUCAAGGAGGAGCAAAAGAAUUUGAAAGUGGUCAUUCGUUACCAUGCAGAUGUAAAAUCAUUCAGCCGUAUGAAUCCCGUGACCAACCAGGAAGAAUUAAUUGAAUUCUCGUCUUCAAUUCUGUUCAAGUCUAGAGAGUUGAGCUUUUCAGUAGAGAAUCAUUCAAUUUAUUGCUCGGUUCGUGAUUUGAGUAAAAACGAAAAUAGUUUUGUCGAGAAAAAAAAAGUUGGAAGAAGAUGUAACAUCGUGGAUUCUCAAAACAAUUGUAUAAUUCAUUUGGAUGUUUUUAUUGAUGAGAAGGAUCUUACCACUGUCAAAAACCAGAUGAAAAAGCAACCAAACAGUUUUUUGUCAAAGAUUGUAUCGCUCUGA
Caenorhabditis remanei is the source of this 1569-nucleotide messenger RNA. RefSeq lists its product as uncharacterized. NCBI's taxonomy places the organism in Eukaryota, Metazoa, Nematoda, Chromadorea, Rhabditida, Rhabditidae. The record is from RefSeq and is a predicted model, not a curated record. The transcript has 5 exons. The coding region runs from base 1 to 1569 and encodes 522 amino acids.